CGCUCCAGCGUUUUGUGAGGAAGGUUGCGUUGAAUCUCUCUUACCUAAAACGCGCGCGUAUCACGUGCUACCGAAAAACAAUUCGAAUCAUUGGACCUCCAUAGAACUAUCCAAUUAUGCUCCCUCGCAAUAGAUAACAACUAUCACAGUGUUAAUCAAUAUUUCCCGAAUCCAGAAUGAUACUGAAUAUUAAUAAUUUCAUAACGAAAGUUGCUAGUGUUUAAUAAAAUAUUCAGAUGAUUCCCUAUCUCUCAGAACUUCACCUAUGGUGAUCAGACUCCAGACUCCUUGCUGUUAUCUUGGAUAUCUUGCAUUGUUCUCGUUGCUAGCAUAAUGGAGAAAAGAACAACUACGUCGAGAAGUGGAAGGUAUCUCAAAAUUGGCAUCUUUCAGCUGGUCACACUCAUGUGUCAAGCGGUGACUGAGGAGCCAAGGUUCGCCGAGCCCAUUCCAAACGUGACUGUUGCACUAGGCAGAGAUGCCUCGCUACCAUGCGUUGUCGACCACCUCGGAAAUUAUAAAGUAGCCUGGAUCCACAUAGACCGGCAGAUGAUUCUGACAAUACACAGGCACGUGAUAGCACGAGUGCCACGCUUCAGCGUGACGCAUGACAACCAGAAGACGUGGCUGUUGCACGUGAGCAGUGUGCAGCAGGAGGACAGGGGCUACUACAUGUGCCAGGUCAACACCAACCCCAUGAUCAGCCAGGUCGGAUACCUGCAGGUUGUUGUUCCGCCGAACAUAGUGGACGCAGACAGCACGCCGUCGUCUGUGGCGGUCCGGGAGAACCAGAACCUGACGCUGACGUGUCGAGCGAAUGGCUUCCCCACGCCAAAGCUCAGCUGGCGUCGAGAGGACUCACAGCCUAUUUCCGUCGACCGCAGGAAAAAAGUGUCGACAUUCGAGGGUGAAUCGCUGAACUUGACCAGGAUCAGUCGGACGGAGAUGGGUGCAUACCUGUGCAUUGCCAGCAACGGGGUGCCUCCUUCAGUUAGUAAACGAAUCAUUGUUGACGUAGAAUUUUCGCCAAUGAUCUGGGUCCCGAAUCAGCUGGUGGGUGCGCCGUCGGGCACAGACGUCACCCUGGACUGCCACACGGAGGCCUACCCGCGUGCCAUCAGCUACUGGGUCUACCAGAGUGUGAUGCUGCUGCCCACCCAGAAGUACACCACCGAGACCUCGGAGAACAGCUACCGCGCCCACAUGAAGCUCACCGUUCGCGGCCUCCAAUCGUCCGACUUCGGCAACUACCGAUGCAUCUCCAAGAACUCGCUAGGAGAAACUGAGGGAUCUAUUCGAUUAUACGAAAUUCCCAUGCCGUCUUCCCCGCCUAAACCAACCAAAGUUAUAAGCGGAGCUAGCAAAGAAGAGCGAGUGUCGGUGAAUCGGGAAGGGGGUGUUCAAUCACCGCCCCCCAGUAGUCGAGCCCCCACGGCGAGUCUGCCGCCCCCGGGUCCCCCCGCCCCCCGGCCACCAAAGCCCCCUGUCAAUGGCACCCCUGGUGCUGCCUCCUCAACAGGUUGUCGAAGAAUAGUGAAGUGGACGCAGCCCUUCUUGGUGGCAACUGGGAUAUUCAUGUUUUUGGCAACUCCCUAAGAUUUCUCCAAAAAUACCAUUGAUAGAGCAAGCGUCCAUCCAAACCUCACGCUAACAACCAUUGGCAACUUUCAUUGAAGUGGAUUCACUAUUCAUUGUUGGAAAUAUCAUCAUUAAACACUCAUGAAGAUGUAUUCAUUCAAUCAUUCUUAAUACUACAUAAUUGUACUCGUAAUCAAUCUACAGUAUAAAUGGAUGUAUGAUGAACAUAAUUUUAAUAAAGAAGAUUAAAGGGUAAUCAGGUGGAUAUGAUUGAUAAUCUAUUCUUUGAUGAAUUUCCAUUAUUCGAUCAGUACAGGACACAAUUAUCCUAUUAAUACACUGAAUAUUGUGGUUAUAAUAGAUAAUUAUGAGAAUUUGACUGUCUGGAGGCUCAAAUAAUCAAAACCUGAUUCUGAUGAUAUUGAAAAUAGGCUUGAAUAGUGAAUAUGCAAUUGAAGUGAGUUGAGACUUAUUAUCCCAAGUAUUCAACAGAUUCAUUGUUACAUAACAGAUUAUUCCGAUGGAGAAGAGCAGAACUCCCAGUAAUUUUGUUUUAAAUAUUUAUUAGUCAUAUACAUUUUUGUACGACAUUUUUAUGACAACAUAAAAUCAUUGCUAAAUCCUUGGCUCAAUUAGAGAACUAUUUAAUUUGAAUACUUGGUUGGUCAAUAUAAUAAAUCUAUGAGUGUCUUUCCCAAUCAUGAGAAUCGCUUUAUGAUAAAAAAUUCAAUCUCCAAUGUAUAUUUGUAUAUUUUAUGCUGUGUAAAUUGUUCAUUGUUAAUAUUGUAAAAUCAAUUAUGUAAACUGAAAUAUAAUUUAUCACGAAAAGUUUAAUAAUAUGUUGAUAAUAUGCUCAGAGUAAGGAUUCUAUGGAGGCAUUGGACAGCAUUCACCCAGUUGACCGGUUGUUGGUUUAGUUAGUAAAUAGAUAAAUAUCAAUUUAUGUUUCGAAUCAGAAUUAAAUUUUUCUCUACUGUUCGUGAGUUCAAUAUAUUUUUAAUCAGUAAAAGUUUGCCUGAUAACAUCCAAAGAGCUUUGCUGUUCAUCGUUUACAGGAAUAAAAUAAUUAAAUGAAUGUAUACAAUCUAGGUAUAUCUCUUUUACACUUUCGAGUUUUAACAUUUCGCCCCUAUUUCACUCGUCAAAUAAUGUUUUUUUUCUUUUUGUGAAAUUUUCAGGAAUCAUAUUUUGUUGUUUUGUCCGUAUUGUGAUAUUGAUAUACCCAUGUUUAACUUCAUAAACUACUGGUCCACCGUAUUUCCUAAUUAUCAUGCGUUUUUUUUUUUAUUCAAUGAAUAACAGAAUUGAUGAAGUGGUUGAAGCUAGAUUGAGAUAGAAUCUGCGAGACUCUUUUGAUCAUAUAAGUGAGUUCUGUAUUCAAUAAUUCCAGAAAAUCUAUCCUGUACUGGGUGGCUACAUUCUACUUAAUCAGAAAUAUCUCUUGAACAUCAGACAUAUUUAGUUUAAGUUUGUCUUCUCGAACAGAAAGAAGCUAGCAUUGUAAAUCAGAAAAUCACAAAUUAAUCGCAUUGACUUUUUCUUUCAAGAUUUUUAUUCAAAACCAACAUAUCAAUGUAAAUUUUCAAACUAUUAUGUAAAAAGAAACAUACUUGAUUAGGAUAAGAGAAUAAGAUAAUAAGUAAUAAUAAUAUCCAAUCAUUUGUACCCCAAUAUUCAUGUGUAAAUAAUAGGCCUAAACUAGAAGAUAUUGAUAAUAUUGUAUUAUAUUUAAGUUCGUUUCCUUCUAAGAAAGUGCUAGGUUUGGAGCCACUCAUUCGAGCUCUAUGUUCAACAAAUAUCGAAUGAACUAGACUAACGAUUGUUUGAAUAAAGUAUAAAAAUGUUUCGAAACUUAUUUGUUAAUUUAGCUUGUUAUGAUGAAUUGUUUAUUAUUCAUGGAAGCGAAUAAAAUGUUUUAGGAUUGAUGAA
Messenger RNA from Nilaparvata lugens (brown planthopper), 3507 nucleotides. RefSeq names its product lachesin-like. Gene Ontology annotation, cellular component: neuron projection. Bases 334 to 1596 code for a protein of 420 amino acids. The transcript has 9 exons. The record is from RefSeq and is a predicted model, not a curated record. NCBI's taxonomy places the organism in Eukaryota, Metazoa, Arthropoda, Insecta, Hemiptera, Delphacidae.